AUGCUUCGUCAAUUUUGUCAGAGUAUAAAACGCUUGGAAUCGGGAGCUAAUAUUUCUAAGCUAAGACCAACUACUUUUUACAAACAGCAAAGGAUUUUCUCAAGAUAUUAUAGCUGUGCGACAGAUACUAAGAAAUCAAGCUUCGAAGAGAUGAAAAAUGCAUGCAGAGACCCAAUUGUCUGGAUCGAUUGUGAGAUGACCGGACUCGAUGUGUUUAAAGACACAAUAAUUGAAAUUUGUUGCAUAAUUACUGACAGCAAACUCAAUAUACUUGAUGCUCAGGGAUUCGAAUCGGUUAUUUAUAAGCCAAAAUCGGUGCUUGAUAGUAUGAAUAACUGGUGCAUUGAACACCACGGUAAAUCUGGUCUUACCAAAAAAGUUUUGAAUGCUUCCUCAGAAUCCAAAUCCCUCGAGAAAGUUGAAGAAGCUUUGCUCGAAUAUAUAAAGAAGUACGUUCCAUUGAUGGGGUCAGCAGUUCUAGGAGGCAACACCAUUCAUAUGGAUAAAUUUUUUAUGAUCAGGGAAUUUCCAAAGGUCGUGGAUCACUUGCAUUAUAGAGUUAUUGAUGUCAGUUCUAUUAGUGAAAUCUGCAAAAGGUUAAACCCAGAAUUAACUAAAUAUCAACCUAGAAAGAAAAACUGUCAUACUGCCAAAUCUGAUAUUUUGGAGAGCAUUGGACAGUUAAAAUGGUUCUCAAAAUACUAUUUGAAAAGUGACAAAGAAGUGGACUUCAAUGCAGUCGUAUUGGGUGGUACUGGGAUCGGAAAAUUGGCAUUGAAAUGA
This is a messenger RNA of Saccharomycopsis crataegensis, 783 nucleotides long. It is a transcript of the gene REX2, whose product is annotated as Rex2p. Gene Ontology annotation, molecular function: 3'-5'-RNA exonuclease activity; nucleic acid binding. The coding region runs from base 1 to 783 and encodes 260 amino acids. Gene Ontology annotation, cellular component: mitochondrion. The record is from RefSeq and is a predicted model, not a curated record. The transcript has 2 exons. Lineage: Eukaryota; Fungi; Ascomycota; Saccharomycetes; Ascoideales; Saccharomycopsidaceae.